AGCCCGGCGAGCGAGCGCGAGAGCCCGACGGCGCUGCCAGGAGGCGACCCGGAGGACCGAGGCUCCCAGACGACUAGGAACCGCCCAACAUGGCCUCGGAGAGUGGGAAGUUAUGGGGUGGCCGGUUUGUGGGCGCUGUGGACCCCAUCAUGGAGAGGUUCAACUCAUCCAUCGCCUACGACCGGCACCUGUGGGAGGUGGAUGUGCAGGGCAGCAAAGCCUACAGCAGGGGCCUGGAAAAGGCAGGGCUCCUCACCAAGGUUGAGAUGGACCGGAUACUCAAUGGCCUGGACAAGGUGGCUGAGGAAUGGGCCCAGGGAACCUUCAAACUAAACUCCAAUGAUGAGGACAUCCAUACAGCCAAUGAACGGCGUCUAAAGGAGCUCAUUGGAGAAACGGCAGGGAAGCUACACACAGGACGGAGUCGGAACGACCAGGUGGUCACAGACCUGAGGCUUUGGAUGAGGCAGAACUGUUCUGAGCUCUCUGCCCUCCUCCGGCAACUCAUCAAAAGCAUGGUGGAUCGAGCAGAGGCGGAACGGGAUGUCCUCUUCCCAGGGUACACACACCUGCAAAGGGCUCAGCCUAUCCGUUGGAGCCACUGGAUCCUGAGCCAUGCCGUGGCACUGACCAGAGACUCUGAGAGGCUGCUGCAGGUGCAGAAGCGGGUCAACGUAAUGCCCCUGGGGAGUGGGGCCAUUGCAGGCAAUCCUCUGGGUGUGGACCGGGAGCUUCUCCGAACAGAACUGAACUUCGGGGCCAUCACUCUCAACAGCAUGGAUGCCACUAGUGAGCGAGACUUUGUGGCUGAGUUCCUGUUCUGGGCUUCAUUGUGCAUGACGCACCUGAGCAAGAUGGCUGAGGAUCUCAUCAUCUAUGGCACCAAGGAAUUCAGCUUUGUGCAGCUCUCGGAUGCCUAUAGCACUGGAAGUAGCCUGAUGCCCCAGAAGAAAAACCCUGACAGCUUGGAACUGAUCCGGAGCAAGGCGGGGCGUGUGUUUGGGCGGUGUGCUGGACUCCUGAUGACACUCAAGGGGCUUCCGAGCACCUACAACAAGGACUUACAGGAAGACAAAGAAGCCGUGUUUGAAGUAUCCGACACCAUGAGCGCUGUGCUGCAGGUAGCCACUGGAGUCAUCUCCACACUGCAGAUUCACCGCGAGAACAUGGCAAAGGCUCUUAGUCCUGACAUGUUGGCCACUGACCUCGCCUACUACCUGGUCCGCAAAGGGAUGCCGUUCCGCCAAGCCCACGAGGCCUCUGGGAAAGCUGUGUUCAUGGCUGAGACCAAGGGAGUUGCCCUUAACCAGUUGUCGCUGCAGGAACUACAGACCAUCAGCCCCCUGUUCUCAGGUGACGUGAGCCACGUGUGGGACUAUGGGCACAGCGUGGAGCAGUACGCUGCCCUGGGUGGCACGGCGCGCUCCAGUGUUGAUUGGCAGAUUGGCCAGGUGCGGGCACUAUUACGGGCACAGCAGGCCUAGACCCCUUCCUACGCCUGCUCCCAAAUAAAGUGGGCUGAAGAGGA
Molecule: messenger RNA, 1528 nt
Organism: Talpa occidentalis (Iberian mole)
Lineage: Eukaryota; Metazoa; Chordata; Mammalia; Eulipotyphla; Talpidae
Gene: ASL
Product: argininosuccinate lyase
Exons: 17
Coding region: 90-1484 (464 amino acids)
Cellular component (GO): cytosol
Molecular function (GO): argininosuccinate lyase activity
Source: RefSeq, a predicted model, not a curated record